Eimeria acervulina is the source of this 653-nucleotide messenger RNA. RefSeq lists its product as hypothetical. The annotation marks the transcript as partial. The record is from RefSeq and is a predicted model, not a curated record. Lineage: Eukaryota; Apicomplexa; Conoidasida; Eucoccidiorida; Eimeriidae. The transcript has 6 exons.
GGACCAUAGUGAGUCUGCGACGCAGUAUGUACGUUGCAGGAGGCAGCUGCGGCAACGGCGUGAUUUGUGUCGAGCGCUGGAUUAGGUAUUUUGGUGGUCGAGAUGGAUGGGCAUGUGCAUGCGUGCAGAUUGAUGGGAUUUUAGUGUGCGAGGAAGCGGAAAAUUGUUCUCUUUUAGCGGUGCGGUUCUUUGGCAUUUGCUGGGCGGGAUAUGUCGGAGUUACGAUGUGGUUUGCGAGAGAGUGUCUGACGUGGCAGGGGACCUUAGUGGAUCAGCGAGGCAGCAUGUCUGCAUGGGAGUACGUGGCAGGGGGCAGCUGCGACAACGCUGUGAUUUGCGUCGAACGCUUAGUAGUUCUGGGAGUCCGCGGAGUCAUGUGUAACGGUGGUUAUUCUGCGAAGGACGGGUGUUCCGCGUUUCACGGGUAUGGCAACGGUGUGGUUGGGUCUAACUGCGCGGCGAGCACGAACUGUGUAGCGUCGGCGCUUGCAUGUGCGCCCAAAGUAUCCAAUGUGUUAGGCGCCGGCAACGCAGGCUCUCGGUCUGCAUGUACCUGCUUUUUUCAUGCAGAUCUUGAUCAUCUACAAUUCUUGUUGGUCAUUCGAACGGGCUUAGCGAAGGGCGGGCUGGGCCGACCCACGUCGGAGCAUUAA